Molecule: messenger RNA, 3307 nt
Organism: Mercenaria mercenaria
Lineage: Eukaryota; Metazoa; Mollusca; Bivalvia; Venerida; Veneridae
Product: microfibril-associated glycoprotein 4-like
Exons: 1
Coding region: 400-1059 (219 amino acids)
Source: RefSeq, a predicted model, not a curated record
CUUACUCAGUUUUGUUUGGCAAGUUAUGCAAAUUCGUUGCUGAACUUAUACAAAUUCGUUACUCUCAAUAAAAAAAACUUCAAAGAUAUACAUUAGACUUGUAUUAAAAAGACUUAGGGAAGUAUGAAUUUAAGAAUCUUCUUCGUGGCAGCUAUUUUUGGAACUGUUCUUGGUAAACGUGCAAGUAAUAUUUACAUCCCGCUUGUUAAAGUUCAGAGUGACAACAGUUGAUAAUUUGAUAGUCAAUGUGUUACGAAAGAAUACAUUGACGAAGUGUAUGCUAACAUAUCAAAUCGUAUCGAGGAACAAGAUCGCAAAUGCCAUUCAGACGGAGAAGAUUAUGCCACAAAAGAAGACAUUGCAGAAUUCAAUAGAAAAUUAAUUGCGAACAUUUCUAAAAUGUUAAUGGAACAGUUUAAAUCAAAACCUAUAGACUGUGAAGAUAUUCAAGACGACAGUGACGUAACUACUGGAAUUUACAUCAUAUACCCGUAUCAACGAGCAGGAGGAAUUUCAGUAAGAUGCGAUAUGGACACAUCAGCUGGCGGAUGGACUGUUAUACAAAGGAGAGUUUCUAACAGCAGCUUUUAUAGGAAUUGGGAUGAGUAUGAAGCUGGUUUUGGUAAUCUCGACGAGAACUUCUGGCUUGGAAAUCGCAAUAUACACUUAAUCACGAAUCAAGUUAAAUACGAACUUCGUGUUGACCUUACUAGUACUGAUGGGGAAACGGCUUAUGCUCAGUAUCGCGAAUUUUCUGUCGGUAAUGACGAGUCCGGUUACAAGUUGUUUAUCAAGGGCCUUAGUGGUACUGCCGGUGAUGGUCUAACGGGACAAGAUGGAAUGAAAUUUUCUACCUACGACAAAGACAACGACGUCGACAGCGGAAGGAACUGUGCGGUGACAUUUCACGGUGCUUGGUGGUACACUAGUUGUCAUUAUUCAAAUCUAAAUGGCGAUUACGGCAACACCGCAUACGCCAAAGGUCCUGUUUGGGAACCAUGGAAGGGAUAUUAUUCUCCUAUGAAGACCACGGAAAUGAAGGUGCGCCGAAUAGGAUAAUUCGUAUGGCUGACGGAAGUUCAUUACUAUCAUAAACUUAUAAUGAUAUAUCAAAUGUAUAAACAAUAUGUUUUAUUAUACGCAUUUCGUAAAAAAUGUACCCAAAAUUAAUAUUUGCUUCAGCUGAGUUAGAUAUUUCUUUGAUGCUAGUUAAAAUGUUGUUAAACAGUAACUUAAAAUGAUGCACCAUUAAAUUAUAAAUAAUUAAAUUACACUAUUUGCAACGAUAGCGAUCAAAUAAAUAAGGAUAGCAAAAAAUAAAAAUAAUACAUUCACACUCAAUCAUUGCGUGUCGCGAUUCUUGUUUUUAUAAAUUUUGUUGCCGACUAUUGAAAAAAAGAGUUAUAUAUCAGUUCGCAAACUGUUUCUACUUAACAUGGUUUUGUAAUGUUCACUUCAGCAGUAAAUUAAAUUAAUAUAUAAGAACUGAAUCAGAUAUUGAUUAUUCCUGUCUCGUUAGAAAGAUUCGUUAAACAAAUUUGUUCUGCUUAUUUUGCUUGAAAAUACUAAAACAUAACAGGUACAAUUCUGUUGAUAGAUAUAUAUGUAUUCAAGUCCAAUGUGGUAUCAUUUAUUGUUUACACCGCCUAUUUUCUGUGAAUUUAUUAAUAAUUUGCUUAAUUAAUAUGAACCAGAGCUCAGAUCCAAUCUACAAAUCAACAUAAUAUUCUCUUUUUCGCUGUAUACCUGAGUGUCAUUUCAUAUAGGAUGGCAAUCGUAAUAAGACGAGUGUACGAGGUAUCGAAGUGUAUAAAUGUAACUGACUAUAUGACUAUUUAAUAGGCCAAUGAUAUUAUUCAUAAAUACUGGAAAAGACACAUGUAUUUUAACUCACGUUUUCUGUUACAUAAUCUAAGGAGUCUUUAGAUAUAAAUCAAAACCCUGAAAGGACUGAUAGCCGACAUUUGAAAAUUCCAAAUUGCUUUGUGCAUAGACAGGUCAUGAUUUGAACAAUGUUGGUAGUGGUCAACUAGACAAUGCUACAUGUCAAUUAUCUAAGCUCUGUGCAAUGUGAGAUUUUUAAAGGUUUUCCAUAAACAACUCGGUGUAAAACUAACUUUGCCCCAGGGUUGGGCCAAUUUCAACCCUUACCCUAACCUAAUCCUAAUCCUAACCCUAGAGCGGAGUGAUUCCGAAUAUUUCGAAUGUGAGUAUAAAGUUCAUAAUUAUUUUUGAAAUCCGUUGCUGCUUGUUUUUGUUGUUUAAAACAGAAACCUCAUUUACCUCAUUUGCAUACACACUCGCACAAUACCAAGAUUACAAAAAAUAAAUAUGGGACUAUUUUUUCCACGUCCAGAAUAUUUGUGUGAUGCGGUCACAUAGAAAUAGAAGGAAAACUCAAACGACUCAAGGUUGAAACUUUGUAGUUGAUUUAGAGUUAUAGCCAGUUGCCAUAGCACUAGCUAAAAAGAAGUUUUACUGUACAGUAAAAAAAUAAAGUUCCCAGUUUUCUGAUUGAAAACUUAGGGCAUAUGUUACAUAUAUAUUUAUAGUGUCUAAUAUGACUUUGAUAACACAGAAUGGUGUUCAUAUUCUUCCUUACCAGGAUAUAUUAUCCGGAUCCAAGCUGACGGAUCCAAGCUGAUAUGAAUGACCAAAACAUAAAUGACAAUAAAGUAUUUUCAAAGGAGAGGCAGACAUUGUGUCUUUUUUAUCGGUAUUUAUCUGUUACUUUGUUUAAUGAUCUGGUAUGUAACGGCGGCCACUUGAUCUGCUUUUCUUACAAAUACAGAUUUGUUUUUUACUCCAAAGACAUAGAGGACGAAUAGUUGUGACGUCAUGCAAUCACAUGCUGUGAAAUCAUUCAUAUUCGUCUGAAACUAACUUUUGUGGAGAUCGUUGUUGCGUUUGUCCAAGAAUUUUAAAUAUUAUCGAAUGAAUUUAAUUCCCAUUAUUUUACAUGCAGAACUUGAAAUCCACGAAUUGAUAUCCCAAGAGUUUGGCCAAAACAACGACACGCUAUUAUUAGUUGCCGGUAGGAACCGGCGACUAUAUUUGAUACGCUUUAGGAUUCUGCAACUGGUAGGAGAAGUUAUUAAAAUGUGACAAUGAAAAAAAUGAUAUUGUAAAUAAAAGAAAUAUAGGGCAGUUAAUGAAAGACUUACAUUAAAGAAUUAGCAGCUGAAGAUUACAUAAGUUUUUUGUUAUAGCUUUUUUAGGAAAAUUAGAAAAAUGUAUAAAGGACUUAUCCCUAUACUCCGUAUCAAUAGCCCUAUCACGUGAACUGGGACAUGCAACAUUCUCACUA